ACGCUUAAUAUUUUUAGAACAUUUUAGUUAAUAUGUUUAGUGACCAGAUAUCAGAUAACUUAAUUUGAAUUAAGUAAAUUUGGACUCAAACUAGGAAUGGCUGAAAAAGUUUUUUUAUUAUUGUCAUGGUUAUUAUCUUUCACCUUUUCAAACUGUAUUGUCGAUUUUAUUGAACUAGAACAAGUUGAGCAAAUUCAAAAUAUUCUUAUAAGUAACGGUGUAAUAUAUGUUGGUGCAACAAAUAAAAUUUUGAAAUUAGAUUCAAAUUUCAAAACUACAGGAACUAUAGAAAUAGGGCCAUUUUCUGAUGAUGUUUCUUGUAUACAAUAUAGAGAUACUGAUGACUACUGCACAGACGAAUUAGGAAAAAAGUAUUAUGAUAAAAGAUCAAACGAAAACCAGUUCUUACUUUUAAUUUCAACAAAUGAUUUAGAAGACAUGUUAAUGACCUGUGGAAAUUCUUUACAGGGUCAGUGUCAGUUUCUUAAUGCAACUAGUUUAGCAAAGCUAAAGCUACCACUCAGCCCAAAACUAGUGAAGUUAGCAUCUAAUGAGAUUGGAGGUACUUUUGUAGGCCAGUUUAUGACACUUGGAAGUUCCAAAGUAUUAAUAUCAGCAAGAACCUUAGUUAAAUUGCAAGAUGAAAUGAAGGAAAUAAUUCGUGUUGUGUAUAUUGGAAAUGAAUAUUUUCUUAACAUUUAUAAAAACAAAAGGAGAAUUCCUUAUUCUCUUAGUUACGAUAAAAAUAGAGUUAGUAAAGACAUUGAGCAUCAGUAUAAAUUUAUUUCAAUCAUGCAGUUUGGUGAUUUUACAUACUUUUUUAGCGUCUACCAAAGUAAUAAUGCUGCCCCAAUAACAAAAAUAAUACGCAUGACUAUAUCUGAAAAUGAUUUUGGUUUUUACAUUGAGAAACCUCUUCAAUGUAGUAAAAAUGGCAAAGAUUAUAAAGUUUUAAAAUCGAUUUCAGUUGUCAAGUUAACAAUUCAAGCUGCCAAAAUUUUCAAAAGCAAAGAAGAUGAAUAUGUAGUUUUUGGCUUGUUUAAGACUGUUACCUCAGAUUUUGCUGUGUGUUAUUUUCAUGUAACAAAUAUUAAAAACUCAAUUGAAGUUAGUUUAUCUUCUGAAAAAUCACCUCGCGCUUUUUGGUUUAUGCAAUCAGAUGACUCUAUUCAUGUCUGUUUAUCUUCAGAGAAUGUCAUUAAAGGUACAUUUUUGUAUGAAAGUAAUGGAAUUUCACAUCGGACUUUAUUUGCACUCCCUCAUGAACGAGGAAUUACUGUAUUUUUAUCAAGUCAAUCUUCUGUAUAUGAGUAUGCUGUGCAAGAAAGCAGUUUAUACAAAUAUGCAGAAGUUGAGUUUCCUAUUAAUGGCCAGCAUGUAUUUACAAAAGUUGUUGCUUAUGAAGAUAAUCUUUAUUUCUCUGGAAACAAAUUUAUAGCUCGUGUAUCAAUCAAUAACUGCACACGACGCAAAACUUGUUUGGCUUGUUUAAGUGGAUCAUUAUGUGGAUGGUGUACUCUUGAGAAUCGGUGUACACUUCGAAGUGAAUGUUCAAACAACUUGGAACCCCUGCGAUUUAUUAAUGAAACUAGUGAUACUUGCCCAUCUGUAAUAAAUAUUGUACCUGAUGUUGUUGAAAUUACAUCUAAAGUAAAGAUCAACUUAACAGUUUUGGGUGUUCCUAUUGAUGUAAAUUACAAAUGUUCAUUUAAUGGAUUGAUUACUUCUUUGGAAAGAUAUAAUACUGUCUUUAUAUGUUCUUCUAUUGACAUGAAAAUAAUUCCGAAUCUUAAAAUUGAAGAUGGCAUUGGCACAGUGAACUUAUCGAUUGUUACUGAAGAACCAUUAGAUCAAAAUGUUAAGAGUGUUGUUGAUACAACAUUUACUGUAUUUAUUUGUGCAUCAUUUAAAAUGUGUACAAAAUGUAUAACUAGUGCAAAUUCUUGUGGCUGGUGUGUUAGAGAUAUGAAAUGUGUAGACAAAGAAGAAAAUUGUCCUACCAAGCAAGAAUGGCUUCCUCAUAUUGGGCCUGGUGCAUCAGAUAUAAAGUGCCCACUAGUAAUCAAUAUUCAAAAUUCAUUAUAUUCUAAUGGUUCAAAUAAUGAUAUUCAUUUGACUGGUCGAAACCUUCUUAAACCAGAGGAUGGUAAGAAUUAUCAUUGUGAUUUUAAAAUGACUUCUGAAAAAAACAUUAGAUCAUCAGCUCGAUGGAUAAGUGAAACGCAGAUCAUCUGUGAAUCAACUGAGCUUUACUAUCAAGAAGCUGUUUCUUUAAAAACUGCAAAUCUUUCUGUUUUUAUGGAUGAGUCCCGAAUAGAUGUUGGUAUGACGACAGUUGAUAUCUUUAAAUGCAGCUUUGGUGACACUGAUUGUACAACUUGUAAAAAUAAUCCCCAAAUAUGGAAUUGUGUUUGGUGUGAAAGUCAAAAGACUUGUGUAACUACUGAUAAAUGCGGUUUUUUACCAAAUGACCAAAUCUGUCCUGGUCCAGUUAUUUCAAAGGUGGAUCCAAUGAAAGCACCAAUAAAAGGGUUUACCCGUCUAUCAAUAUUUGGCACAGAUCUUGGUUCAACUUUUUUAGAUAUAGUAUCUGUAAAUGUUGCUGGUGUAGAUUGCCUGUUAAGAAAUGAUUUAUAUCAAGUCUCCAAAAAGGUUGUUUGCGAACUCAAUGGUCCAGAUUAUCCUACUGAUGGCACUGUUACAGUUGAAGUCAAUUCUACCACUUUACAUACAGUAGAAUGGAGUUCUAAGUUUCAUUUUCAGGAGCCUUUAGUCUUUAAAAAUUCGCCUGAAGUUGGACCAUGUUCUGGGGAAACAGUUAUCUCAAUAGAAGGGAAAGAUUUAGAUAUAGGAAACAAUGCUGUGGUUAAAGUAGCUGGGGUGGCUUGCAACAAAAUUAAAAGAUCUAAAACGGUUAUAAAUUGCACUUCUGCUCCUGGUUGUUUACAAAUAGCAAAAGAAGCAAACUGUGAGUCAAAUACAAAGCGCAAAAAAAGAGAUGUGGCUUCAAUGGCUUCAGUGAUGGUUGAAAUUGAUAAUUUUAAACUUAAAGUACCAGACAAUGUUAAGUUUGAAUAUAAAACAGAUCCACUAGUAACUCAGAUAUACACUUACAAAGAAUCUAUUAUUCUUGAGACAUUUGCGAGUGGAGGUCAAGUUUUAAAUGUUGAAGGGCAAAGAUUAAAUAUAGUAAAACAGCCACAAAUGACUUUUUAUUCAGAAAGUCACAAUUUAACAAGGAAAUCAGAUUGUCAGUUUGUUUCCAAAACAGUGCAGUCCAAAAUGAUUUGCUUGGCACCAAAUAUUUCAUCUGCUUUUGAUAGCUCAGUUACUAACAUUACUGUGAUGCUUGGUUUUUUGCUUGAUGGUGUGGUUAAUGUGAAGUCAUUUAAAUAUAUUAAAGUGUUUGCAGAUCCAGUUUUCAAUACUUUUCCAAAUAUAUUAGAAAUAAAGACUUCAACACUUAUUUUAUCGGGGUCUCGCUUCCGUGUACUUAGCAAAAAAGAUGUGAAUGUGUCUGUAGGAGAAAGUGAGUGCAGGGUAACAGACAUUGGAGAAAACUUGGUGUGUGAGCUUCCAUCAGAGGAAGAAUUAAAAGAAAAAAAUGUGGGUCCAACUUAUCCAGUUGUGGUUUAUGUCGGUGAAAAAGGAGCUGGACUAAUAUUCAAUGUUGGUUCUAUAACAUUCUACAUAGAACCUACUAAAGAAAGUUCAUUAACAUUGUAUGUUACUGCUGCUUCAGUUGCUGUAGCUCUUUUACUUGUCAUCAUUGUUGUUUUAGCAUGUUUGUAUCGUAAAAAGCAGAAAAGACAAAAAGAAUAUCAGGCUUUAUACCAAGUAAAAAUGGAUCGGAUAGAGUCAAGUUAUGCAAGAGAGUGCAAAGAAGCUUUUGCAGGAUAUAUGACAGGUGUCUCUGAUUUAACAAAUGAUGUUGCAAAUCUAAAAUUGCCUCCUCUUCAUUUUCAUCAAUAUGCUAUGCGAGUUUUGUAUCCAGGGCUUGUUCAUCAUCCUAUACUAGAAGGUGAUAAAGAUGAAAGCGAAGAGUGGAAAAGUGCAAUGCACUCGUUUAUCAAACUUAUGAAAGAACAAGAUUUUACUUUGACUUUCAUUAGAACUCUGGAAAGUCAGUCUAGUUUCCAAAUGACAGACAGGUGUACAGUAGCUUCAUUGUUAAUGGUUGCCAUGCAAGAUGAUCUGCGAUUUGCGACAAGCAUUUUAACAAUGUUGUUACUUGAUUUAAUCCAAAAAGCUGGUAAUGGAAAGCAUCCAAAACUUUUACUUCGCAGAACUGAAUCUGUAGCAGAAAAACUGUUAACUAAUUGGUUAGCAUACACCUUGCAUGAUUUUUUAGAAGGACAUGUUGGACAAAAAUUGUUCAAGUUAUUUAGUGCUAUAAACAUUCACUUAGAAAAACAACCAAUUGAUGCAAUAACAUCUGAGGCAAAAAACUCUCUCAGUGAAGAUAAAUUUCUGAGACAAACUAUUGAAUUUAAGACAAUCGUUUUAAACAUUGAAUAUAUUUGUGAGGGUACAAGUAAAAAAUAUGAAGGAAUUUCAGUUUUAACAUGCGAUACUAUAUCACAAACAAAAGAGAAAAUUAUCAAACACAUAUACAAGGAUUUUCCUUAUAGAGAAUGGCCUAAUGUGGAAGAGUUAUCACUUGGGUUUGCCUCAGCCAAUGGUGCAGUUCUAGUACUUCAGGAUGAAGAUACCACUAAUGAUAUUUCUGGUGAAUGGAAAAGAUUGAAUACUUUAGAACAUUAUAAGGUACCAGAUCAUUCUAAUUUACGUCUAGCUCCAGCACCUGUAACACCUCCAUAUGAAUAUGGAUCAGGAACCAUUGAAGUGGUUCCAUCAGUGCCAACAUUCGAACUGACAACUCCAAAAAGUCCAUCCAUUCGUCCAUUGAAGAGCUUUAAACGAAAAUUUAACAUUUCUUCACAUUCAAUUGCAGAUUUUGAGAGAUCAGCAGCUCAACUACUUUCGACAUCUUUUCAAACAUCCCAUGCUAGCUCUCCUUUGUUAAAUGUGAAAGAAAAUCCGCAGGAGCAUAAGCUUUGGCAUAUGGUAAAAUGUACUGAAUAUCCACAAGAACACAUUGAGGAUCAGCGAAAUAGUAAAUCUAUGAAUCAAAAUAUAGCUACAGAAGUAUUUCUUACUAGGCUAUUGAAGACUAAGGAAACACUGCAAUCUUUUGUAAAUGAUUUGUUCAAUUCAAUAUUUGGAUUAGAGAAUGGUGUCCGUACAAUACCAUUAGCUGUAAAGUUUUUAUUUGACUUUUUGGAUACAGAAGCCAAUAAGUUAGACAUUAAGGAUAAUGAAGUGCAUCAUAUAUGGAAAAAUAACAGCUUACCCUUGCGUUUCUGGAUUAACAUUAUCAAGAAUCCUAAUUUCUGUUUUGAUGUAAAAAAAUCAAAUACAGUUGACUCGUGUUUGUCUGUUAUUGCUCAGUUGUUCAUGGAUUCAUGUUCACCUGAUGAGCAUAAACUGGGAAUGGAAUCCCCAUCUAAUAAGUUGUUAUAUGCUAAAGAAAUACCAGAAUACAAGAAAAUAGUGAAAAAAUUUUAUGAAGAUGUUAGACUCGCUAACUUUAAUAAAACUGAGUUUGAACAAUUUUUGGAUCAAGUUUCUCAAAAAUACGGCAAAAAAGAUUCAUUUAACUCUUUAAAUGCUGCCAGUGAAUUGAUGAUGUAUGCAGUGAAAUAUAAAGUCAAGAUCGUGGACAAUCUAGAACGCGAAGGCUUAGAAAGGUAUGCUGAAGACCUUCAGAAAAUCAUGGAAUCUAUGCCAGACGAUUAAAUUUUACCUCUGUUAUAGAUGAUUAAACUUUACCUCUGUUAUGGAUCAUUAAACAUUAUCUCCGUUAUGGACCAUUAAACUAUACAUCCGUUAUGGAUCAAUAAACUUUUAUCUUUUAUUUCCGGUUUAGCAAUAUUUAAUUAGACUUAGCUUAAAGCAAGUUUAAAGCCAAUAAAUAUGUGAAAAUUUAUUUUCUUUUUCUAUUUUAUAUAAAAGUUUUUAAAUAAUUUUUUGUAAAAACUUUUACUUAUAUUGUUUAUAUUUUUAUGGAAAAGAAAAUCUUCCAAAAAUAAAAGAUCCUUUAGUUAAAUUUGGACACGACAAUUUUUUAGAUUAAAUUUGGACAAAAGCUAAUUUUUUAGUUAAGGGUCAGGGGGGUUAGGGUAGUUUUUUUUGGAGGAUUUUUUUAUAAAAGCGUUUUUAAGUUAUUUACUCAUUUUGUAUAUUAUAUGCUUAAAAGAAUGUUUAUUUUUA
Messenger RNA from Hydra vulgaris (swiftwater hydra), 6273 nucleotides. RefSeq names its product plexin A3. Gene Ontology annotation, cellular component: plasma membrane; semaphorin receptor complex. Gene Ontology annotation, molecular function: semaphorin receptor activity; protein binding. The record is from RefSeq and is a predicted model, not a curated record. Lineage: Eukaryota; Metazoa; Cnidaria; Hydrozoa; Anthoathecata; Hydridae. Gene Ontology annotation, biological process: regulation of cell migration; semaphorin-plexin signaling pathway involved in axon guidance.